UUUUCUUUGCUCGACAUUGAUUUAAGGUUAAGUUAAGAUAUGUCAUGAGACUUUCAGAGUAGAUCAUAAAGUAUAAACAAUGUCUAGUCAAACAAAUUGUAAAGUAAAUUCGGACGGCAGUGUGUGUUUGAAAGAAAUUCUCAAUUCCUUCAACUCUCCAAUUCGUGAAGAACACGCUUGGGCUUUGUGUUAUCAAUUUGCAAAAUAUUUCAGUGGGUGUCUUGCUUCCAGGAGGCGAGAUUUAUACAUCGUUAAAGAAGUAGAACAUGUUUAUCUUCAAACUGAUGGUAACGUUCAUGAAAAUACAACAAAACCUUUGGGAGAUUCUAGGAAAUUGUUACAAAACGAAUCAGACAUAAUUGGUUCAAUAGGAGUAGUGAUAUAUACUACAUUAAGUCAGGGUACAGAAACUGGAGAAGAAAGGUUAAUAAGCCAGGAUUUGGAGUCGUUGAUAAGUGAUAUGAUACCGGAUGAUACUUCCCAUCAUGAGACUGAUGAUGAGGGUAUUGAGAGGGAUUCCGAAGAGACUGAUGAGGCAGGGCCUUCAAAAGUUAGUACCCAGAUAACUCUAGAAGAAAUCAUUACUCGCUGUGAAGUUCACCUUGGUACCUUAACAAAAAAUCAAGUGGAAGCCCAUUAUAAGGCUGUAGUCAGAGCAUUUGUUACUGAAGCACUGGAAUUAUCAAUGUUUCUUCAAAAGGUAGAACAAGGAAGUAUUUCAUUACCAACAAAUAGUGCUAUGAAUCCCAAUUUAACCCAGUUGAAUUUCUCUGACUGGGCAAAGUUUUGGGUUCAGGUAAUGAGUGAACUGAGGACAGGUGUUAAAUUGAAAAAAGUAAACUACAGCAAAGCACCAAUCGAGUAUGAACUGACCCCAUAUGAAAUUUUAAUGAAGGACAUUAGGACCUGUAGAUAUAAUUUAAGAAAAAUAAUGAUAAAUGGAGAUGUACCUUCUAGAGUAACCAAAGAUGCUCAUGCAAUCAUCUUAGAAUUCAUCAGAUCUCGGCCUCCUCUGAGAAAAGCCUCAGAAAGAAAACUACCUGAACAGCCACAAAGUUUUACACCAAGAGAGAAACUUCUCAAUUCUAUCAGAUUGGGCAAGAAACUUAGGCCAACUCCAAGUCCAAGAAUAAGCCGCACAUUAUCGUCUUCAGAAUCAUCUAAAGAAUUAACCAAACCGAAAAAGCUCAUUAAAGUAGAUUUCAGUCAGUUGGAGGAUUUUGAUGAUGAUGAUGAAGUUUCCGAGAGCCCAGACAUCUCUGAACCUGGUUUGUGGUCUUCUGAAUAUUCACAAAUUUGCGCCACAACUGAUGCAGCAUUAGAACCUUAUGAUCUAGCAAUUCAAGAUGUAGGUUCUCGAACUAAUGUGAGAAGACAUACUCUGGGUGUUUUAAAUAGUAAUUUAGGUUGUUACUCGGUACCCCAGUCCCGACCCUGUUCAAGACAAUCUUGUAAUAGUUCAGAAGCUGAAUCUGUACAGUUAGAACCUGAGGUAGCUAAAUUAAUUCAAGAAGGACUGAUAGAUAUGAAGAAAUGGGAAGACAGCUUAUCAUUAGAGGAUAGAUUGUCCUUAACACUAUCUGAAAUAGUGCACAUUCGUUCGGUUCUAACAAAAGCAGAAUUGGAUGCUUUACCAUCUGAAGGCCGUAUUCGACAUGAUGUAGAAGCCCGGAAAGUUUGUUUCCUCUGCCUGAAAACAAGAUUUGGCAUAUUUGGUCCUUGGGGACAGAGGUGUACCUUAUGUAAGCGUACCAUAUGUUCUAAAUGCUAUUCCAAGAUGAAUAUACCUAUGGAACACUUCUCUACUGUACCUGUUGUGUUGCUCAGUCCUAGUAUUAUGGCAACUCCUGAAGAUGAGAUGAGCAAUAGCUUCACGAGAUCAUUAGUUGUUAAGAUGAAAGAAGCUGAAGGAAUCUUGAACAAAGAAAGCCCAACUGCUAGUGCUGGUAGUGAAGAUGAUAGGGAAUGCAAUAUGUUAGAUGCAAAACCCACCACUGCCAGCCGAGCCGCCAGGGUUAUGAAUAAAUUGAAAACAGGGAACCAAAUGGUGGUAUGUCAUGAUUGCAAGAGGAUGGUUCUUCAAAUAAUACAAUCUGCCAGAGUAAACCGAUCAGCUAUUCGAAACAAAACAAUUCAAAAUAUGACCUUGAAUUUAUCUCCAGUUUUUUGAAUUAUCAUUCAUUUUCCAUUGAAUAAAAUCGUAAGUAACAUUCCAUUUCUCAUUUGAAUGAAUUUUUUGUGAUAUGAAUCAUUGUACGAAACAAAAUGAUAUUAUAUUAAUAAGAUGGCACAAGUUACCUCUAAUUUAAAGAUUUCUAGAACUCUGAGAUAGGAAUAUAAUAUGACAAAACUUUUUUUAUUUCCUUAGAUGUUUCUUGCAGUGAUAUUGUUCAUUUACACUGUGAUUUUUUUGUGAAUUUCAGUGUAAUGUUUUUCAACAUUGCGAAUUGUAUAUAUAAAUAUUAGUUUUCAAAGUUCCUAAAAAGGGAUAAUAUUUUUGUUAUUGACUUGUAAUUUAAAUUUGAACCUAUAGUUUUUUGUUCAUAGUCCUUCAUAUAAGGGGAAUUGAUUAGUGAUUGAUAGGACCAUUGUUAUUACAUCAGAUGUUUAUUAAGAAUCAAAAAUAGUAACUUACAAUUUACCUUGCAGUUUUCUGUUUUUACAUUCUGUAUCAGGCUUAAUUCAAAUUGUUGCAGAGUAUUAACAGAAGAUAGACAUUUUUAGACUACUAUAAUUCUUCUUAACAGGACUUCCAUUUCGUUAUUAGCUUAUGUAUAUAUGUAAAAAUUAAUUAUUUUAAAUUUUCAUCUUGUGAUUUUCUGUUUUAUUGUUUAUUGUGUAGAUAUUUUUUUGUUGUCAGUUUUUUAAGCUUAAAAAGGUAGAGAAAUGUAGUAUGUGUAGUUAAAUAAUAUAUAUCUAUUGAUGGUUGAGUCACUCAGGAUGUUACCAGUGUACUAGAAUUUCUGUUCGGGAUUACAUUUGACUGAAAUAGGGGAAAUAUUCUGGGAAUGUUAUGAAUAAUUGAGUGUACUUUCAAUUAGAUUUGUAUUGCUAUCGGGAUGAAGAAUGAACUUUACUUGUUCACUGAGUUAUGAACAUGAACAUGAUCAAAUCGGUAACAUUUUGAAAAGUUUAAUAAUAAGGAUGAAUGUGGUUUUUUAUUAUCUCAAAUCAUUCUUCAUAUGAAAUCGGAAUCGCAUUAGUUUGGUUUUAUAAAGUAAUUUAAAAAUAAGAUUUGAUGAGAAAUAUUCAAUAGCUCCUACGCUCAGAUAUACAGGGUGUUGCA
Molecule: messenger RNA, 3286 nt
Organism: Coccinella septempunctata (seven-spotted ladybird)
Lineage: Eukaryota; Metazoa; Arthropoda; Insecta; Coleoptera; Coccinellidae
Gene: spir
Product: protein spire
Exons: 2
Coding region: 80-2170 (696 amino acids)
Biological process (GO): establishment of meiotic spindle localization; Golgi vesicle transport; actin filament network formation
Cellular component (GO): cell cortex; cytoplasmic vesicle membrane
Molecular function (GO): actin binding
Source: RefSeq, a predicted model, not a curated record